GGCAGGGAUGAGGGAGUGGCGGGGCUCUGGGACCAGUGCACGCGGCCUGGCACUACAGAGCGCAGUCGCAGCUCUCCGCCUGGCAGACCUGUGAGAGUACGGGGCCUCGGCGGCCGGAACCUGGCGCGGACGUCCGGAGCUUCGCUCUCGAAGGUGGAGGGUUGAUUCCUGCCGCUGCUUCUCCGGGGCCUGCGCUGCCCGCAGCAUUGUCGGGGUUGCUGAGGAGAGUGACCGCAGCUGAAAGCCUGGGGCUCGCCACACUGAAUCCUCCUGUGCCCGGGAUUAACAGCAGACCCUCCCUUUGGUAGUAGUCAGAGGGGAAGAAUCUGUCUUCUUAGAACAUGGCAGGCAAGAAAGUGCUCAUUGUCUAUGCUCACCAAGAACCCAGGUCUUUCAAUGGGUCCUUGAAGAAAGUGGCAGUGGAGGAACUCAGCAAGCAGGGCUGUGCCAUCACCGUUUCCGAUCUGUACGCCAUGGACUUCGAGCCACGGGCCACCAGGAAAGAUGUCAUCGACCGGGACUUACACUUACCAGUUGUCAUAAAGACAGAAGAGGUGAUGUGUGGAGCACAGCACCUGAUAGGUGCUCUCUCUAAUCCCAAGUUCUUCAACUAUGGGGUGGAAGCAUACGAAGCCUUUAAGAAGAGGUCUCUGGCCAGUGACAUAACUGACGAACAGAAAAAGGUUCAGGAAGCUGAUCUAGUGAUCUUUCAGUUCCCGCUGUACUGGUUCAGCGUGCCGGCUAUCCUGAAGGGCUGGAUGGACAGGGUGCUGUGCCAGGGCUUUGCCUUUGACAUCCCAGGAUUCUACGACUCCGGUUUUCUCAAGAAUAAAUUGGCCCUCCUCUCGUUAACCACGGGGGGCACAGCCGAGAUGUACGGGAAAACCGGAGUCAGCGGAGAUUUUCGGUACUUCCUGUGGCCCCUCCAGCAUGGGGCGCUGCACUUUUGCGGAUUUAAAGUCCUCGCCCCGCAGAUCAGUUUUGCUCCCGAGAUUGCCUCAGAAGAAGAGAGGAAGGCCAUGGUGGCAUCCUGGGCCCAGCGGCUUAAAACCAUCUGGGAGGAAGAGCCCAUCGACUGCACGCCUGCUUGGUACUUCGGGCACUGACGCUUCGCACCACCUCCACGGCACGGGCACAGCUGGCACAUGCAAAGAGAAGAUGCCCCCGUAAUAAAAUGAAAUCACAACAGA
This is a messenger RNA of Ailuropoda melanoleuca (giant panda), 1190 nucleotides long. It is a transcript of the gene NQO2, whose product is annotated as N-ribosyldihydronicotinamide:quinone dehydrogenase 2. The record is from RefSeq and is a predicted model, not a curated record. The transcript has 8 exons. Gene Ontology annotation, cellular component: cytosol. Gene Ontology annotation, molecular function: NAD(P)H dehydrogenase (quinone) activity. The coding region runs from base 342 to 1106 and encodes 254 amino acids. Lineage: Eukaryota; Metazoa; Chordata; Mammalia; Carnivora; Ursidae.